Molecule: messenger RNA, 1865 nt
Organism: Lecanosticta acicola
Lineage: Eukaryota; Fungi; Ascomycota; Dothideomycetes; Mycosphaerellales; Mycosphaerellaceae
Source: the annotation of a GenBank genome assembly
AUGGCUUCGGAGAAUCCCCAGAAGAUUGGUGAGUGUGCCGAAUAAUACUACUACUUCGACCCAAUGGCAACGCCACUAACAGUAAAAUCUGCACAGCCAUCCUCUCCGUCUACGACAAGACAGGCCUCUUGGAUCUCGCAAAAGGCCUGGUCAAGCAGAAUGUGCGCCUCUUGGCUUCUGGUGGUACAGCUAGACUGAUCCGUGAGGCCGGCUUUCCUGUAGAAGAUGUCUCAGCAAUCACGAAGGCCCCCGAAAUGCUUUCUGGACGUGUCAAGACUCUGCACCCUGCAGUUCACGCCGGCAUCUUAGCUCGGGACCUUGCUUCUGAUGAGAAAGAUCUUGCAGAGCAGAAUAUCAACAAGGUCGACUACGUAAUCUGCAACCUCUAUCCGUUCAAGGACACCGUCGCGAAGAUCAACGUCACCAUUCCAGAGGCUGUUGAAGAGAUUGAUAUUGGCGGAGUCACACUGAUCCGGGCCGCAGCCAAGAAUCACGGUCGUGUCACCAUCCUCAGCGACCCAGAGGACUACCAUGACUUCUUGCAGGAAUUGGAAAAGGGCGAAGUUACUGAGCAACAGAGACAGCGGUAUGCUCUGAAGGCCUUCUCUCACACCGCCGACUACGACACUGCCAUCGCAGAUUUCUUCCGCAAGAAAUAUGCAGGAGACGGCUCGCAGCAACUGUCCCUCCGUUACGGCACCAACCCCCACCAGAAGCCCGCAUCUGCGUACGUGACAAGCGGACAGCUACCGUUCAAAGUUCUCGCUGGCUCUCCUGGCUACAUCAAUCUUCUCGAUGCACUCAAUGCCUGGCCCCUGGUCAAGGAACUUAGUGAGGCCCUCCAAUACCCAGCCGCCGCUUCAUUCAAGCAUGUCUCCCCAGCAGGUGCCGCUAUCGGCGUACCUCUGAGCGACGUGGAGAAGAAGGUAUACAUGGUCGAGGACAUCGAAGGACUGGAGAACUCAGGACUUGCCCAGGCUUAUGCUCGUGCUCGAGGCGCCGACCGCAUGUCUAGCUUUGGCGACAUCAUUGCGCUGUCUCAUGAGGUUGAUGUUCCCACUGCCAAGAUCAUCGGCAAGGAGGUCAGCGAUGGAGUCGUCGCACCAGGUUACCAGCCUGAAGCACUUGCGAUCCUCAGCAAAAAGAAGGGCGGCAAGUACCUCGUACUUCAGAUGGACCCGGCAUACAACCCGCCCGCUCAAGAGGUCCGAACGCUCUACGGCAUCAACCUCACGCAGAACCGCAACGAUGCUCAGAUCUCGCCACAAAGCACCUUCAACUCGGUCAUUGUGCCCAAGGAGUCGAAGCCUUUACCGGAAUCUGCUCUACGAGAUCUCACCGUGGCGACGAUCGCUCUAAAAUUCACCCAGUCCAACUCGGUCUGCUAUGCCCUGAACGGCCAAGUAAUUGGUCUAGGAGCCGGCCAGCAGUCGCGCAUCCACUGCACGAGACUCGCAGGCGACAAGACUGACAACUGGUGGAUGCGCUUCCACGACCGCGCUCUCGGGAUCAAAUGGAAGAAGGGCACGAAGCGCGCCGACAAGAGCAACGCGAUUGACUUACUCUGCUCCGGCAUCGUGCCCGACAGCGGCCCCGAGCGUGAAGACUGGGAGAAGAACUUCGAAGAAGUGCCCCAGCCUUUCACAUUGGAGGAGCGCAAGGCUUGGUUGUCUAAGCUCUCCGAGGUCGCUGUCUCCAGUGACGCUUUCUUCCCCUUCACCGACAACGUCUACCGCGUGGCUCGCUCGGGCGCGAAGUACGUCGCUGCCCCGACUGGUAGCCAGAAUGAUCAGCCAUGCUUUUCGACCGCCGAUCAGCUUGGUAUUACUUUUGUUGAGCAGCAUAUUCGACUCUUCCACCACUAA